Messenger RNA from Mangifera indica (mango), 2227 nucleotides. RefSeq lists its product as uncharacterized. The coding region runs from base 1686 to 2144 and encodes 152 amino acids. The transcript is spliced from 7 exons. The record is from RefSeq and is a predicted model, not a curated record. NCBI's taxonomy places the organism in Eukaryota, Viridiplantae, Streptophyta, Magnoliopsida, Sapindales, Anacardiaceae.
AAAAGCACUUUUCUUUGGCGGGUUUUCUUCACUGCACUUCUGAGGUGAAGAGUCAACCCAUCCGUACCACCUCCGUCAGAUCGAAAAUCCAAUGACAUUCAGAUCCCAAAUUUAAAGAGUUGAGAGAGAAGUGAAACAAUGGCUGCUUAUCUGAUUCUGUUGACCCUCUUUUUAUCGCCACUCUUUACUCUCACUCUCAAAAUCAACAACACAAGAUUGUCGAGGCGAAGCUCAAAAUCGCUCGAUUAGAAUCUAUACUGGAAGAAAGCCUGCAGAAAUUUGAUGCAAAGAUUGAUUAUCUCAAGGAGCGCGACAACCUAAUUGAUGACCUAGCAAUUAAGAUUGCAGCUCUGCAAUUUCUCCUAUACAGUAUCAAGGAUGACUCGUCCCUUGUUGAGGAAAGAGUUUCUGCAUUGGAAGAAGAGAUGGCAGAAAUUGUUAAUGAACAGUGAUUCAAAUUCAACAUCUUGAGCAGGCUCUCCAUAUGACAGAAAUGAGAGCACUAAACAUCCAAAGGAAACUGAGGGUUACUAGAUGCAAACUCUUGGAGUUUGUCGAUGACCUAUCUGAAAAACAUCUUCCGAUGUUGUUUGGGGAUAUUCAAUUCCUAUUUUUCUGGUGGAGGGUCUACUUUGAGUUCCUAUGUCUCUCAAGCAGAACAACAAUUUAAGAGAUUCUUUUUGGCUUUUAAGAAGUUUCACCAUGAGUUGCAAGUAUUAAUCAAACAAGAAAUGGAAAAGAAUGAAUUGACUGCAGUUCUUGUCAAUGAGGAACUCGUAUCUUUUGUGGUAUGCCGUUUAUAUUGCUCAUUUGCCAACUAUUUUCUGUAUUAUGCAACCACAUUCCGUUUGUCUCUUCGAAUCACUCAGUGACAAAAUUCUGAAAUCCCAGGCAUCUGCAUUAAUCACAUUCCCAAUAUCGAUGGCUUGGAUGCUGCUCUCAUCAAAGUUCAGCUAGUUUUCUCUUUUAAAUAGCCAACUUCCUAUUUCAUGAAGAUGAUUAUAUUAUCCAAACUAGUCUACAUUUUCUUUUCAGUUAAUGCGAAAGGAUAGCUGAUUAGUUGAUUACUGUUACAACAGUUGCUUAUAUCAUAAGUUUCUUUGUAGAUGAUUCUAGGUGACAGCUGACAAUGUCUUCUUCGAUAAUUUUGGAUAGGCCCUUUUCCUGGCUCAGAUGAUCAGUUUUAAUUUUGGAGAUGAUAGCUUUAUGAUAUAUGCCCGGGUGAUCAAAAUUUUACAUGUAUACGAAAUUGAGAAAAAAUUUCGGAUUAGUUUUGCAUGUGGUUCGCACAAUUUUUUAUUUUCUUCUUGGCUUUGUAACUGUUAUUAUUCUCCCUCACUUGGUUUGAUGUUUGUUGGCUUUCAUUAUAUACACAUUUUCGGAGUAAUGCAAUGCAAUUUGACCCAUGAAUUGCAAAAUGAAAAUUUGCUCUCCAUUCCACUAAAUAUAUUUGGAUUUUCAGGCUUCAGCUAACUUCAGGCACUAACCCAAGAAAGAAAUGGUCAUGAUAAAUCCUUCACCAUAAGAAUCAAUCUGGAUUCAUUAUCCUGCGAGACUUAAUAAGCAAAAAAAAUUUCUUGUUUCUGUGGACAGAAAGAUAAUUUCACCAUAUAUGGCUUUAUCUACACAUUUCUGAUAUUUUCAGGCACUUUCAACCUCACCUGCUCAGCCCAUAGACUGAGACAAUGGAUGAGACAACAUGGGAACAGAAACUUCAAGCUUUAACCCACAUCUUAACCAGCCCAACAAACUCGCCAUCUCUCUACUCACAGUUCUUCAUCUCCACUCAAAUCCCUUGCUACAUCAACUGGAAUUAUCCUCCGAUCCUCUGCACCAGACCCACCUUCCCUCCUCUCCUUCUUCGGUGGGGUUUCUCUCUUUUCCUCAGAAGGGUCUCAAGAUUUGGACUUCCUCACACUUCUUGGAGGUCCAAGUGCCCCUACCAACAGCCUCCUCCUUUGAUCCUUGCUAAGGGCGUUGAGGAAGCACAGUGGGGCGAUGCGCAGAAAAGAGAGUAUGUUAGGAUGAGAUUCAAAAGGAAACGCCUUGUAAGUGAUGUGAAUCCUUUGAUUCCUACUUUAUUACCUAAUCUUUUGUUGUUCACUCUUUUGCUUUGGAACCCAUUUCCUGACGAGGAUUCUUGAGUUGGGUUUCUUCCAGUUUGUGUGAAUUAGAUUGUAAUGUUGUAAGGUAUCUCAAAUUUCAAGCUUUAUUUUCGCUGGUUUUA